Molecule: messenger RNA, 839 nt
Organism: Aspergillus novofumigatus IBT 16806
Lineage: Eukaryota; Fungi; Ascomycota; Eurotiomycetes; Eurotiales; Aspergillaceae
Product: RTA1 domain-containing protein
Exons: 2
Coding region: 228-839 (203 amino acids)
Cellular component (GO): membrane
Source: RefSeq, a predicted model, not a curated record
CAUCCUCUUUGGCGCUGUCACUCUGCUACAUACGUUCCAUCUCUUUCGAACAAGAACAUGGUUUUUUAUUCCUUUGGUGAUAGGAGGCUACUGUAAGUUCCGAUCCGCUUUUGUGGGAUGAGUCUAUUGGACUGGAUAUCUGACUUCGACAAGUCGAAUUGAUAGGAUACAUUGGACGCUGCCUGUCAGCAUCCCAAUCGCCAAACUGGACCCUUGGCCCCUACAUCAUGCAGAGCACAUUGUUGCUGGUAGCGCCUGCGCUGUUUGCGGCCAGUAUAUACAUGGAGUUGGGCCGAAUCAUCCUUCUCGUCAAAGGGGAGAAGUUUGCUAUCAUUCGGGUAACCUGGAUGACCAAGAUAUUUGUCGCGGGAGACGUUCUCAGCUUCUUGAUGCAAGCAUCAGGGGCCGGGAUCCUGGUCACGGACAACCAAAGCACGGGCGAAAAUGUCAUCGUUGGCGGUCUCUUUGUCCAGAUCAUCUUUUUCGGUUUCUUUGUGAUAAGCGCUUUUGUCUUCCAGCGUCGGAUCGCUGCCCAUUCAACUCCCGAGUCAGUCGCGGAGUACAUUCCAUGGAAGAAACAUAUGGGCGCGCUAUAUGCAUCAAGUAUUCUGAUCCUGGUUCGAUCCGUGUUUCGAGUUGCCGAAUACCUUCAAGGCUGGGAUGGCUCGUUGCUGCAGAGCGAAGUGUUCAUAUAUGUACUAGACGGACUUCUGAUGUGGUUCGUCAUGGCUAUCUUUCUCGUUGUCCACCCGAGCGAGAUCAACUGCCUGUUGGGUCGCGGGAAAGUAAUGACAGCCAAAGGGGGUCUCCAAGUCUGUGAGCCUGCUCUUCCUGUUUAG